Messenger RNA from Penicillium hordei, 2121 nucleotides. Its product is annotated as Major facilitator superfamily domain general substrate transporter. The coding region runs from base 1 to 2121 and encodes 706 amino acids. Gene Ontology annotation, molecular function: transmembrane transporter activity. Gene Ontology annotation, biological process: transmembrane transport. The record is from RefSeq and is a predicted model, not a curated record. NCBI's taxonomy places the organism in Eukaryota, Fungi, Ascomycota, Eurotiomycetes, Eurotiales, Aspergillaceae. The transcript is spliced from 13 exons.
AUGGCAGAUUAUCACCAUCUCGCUACUUCAAGUCGUGAUAUUGACAGAAGAAGUUACUCAAUAGAAAAAGAACAGAGAAAACGAUUGGAAGAUGAUCACAUCUCUCAUAUUGCAGACCCAUUUGGGGAUGAGGAACUUGCCCAAGUCAAGUAUCGGACAUUACAAUGGUGGCAAUGCGGCAUGAUCAUGAUCGCAGAAACCAUCUCCCUUGGUAUUUUGUCCCUUCCAUCGGCUAUGGCAGUCAUAGGCCUUGUCCCCGCACUCAUUCUCAUUGUCGGACUUGGUAUACUCUCAACCUAUACUGGAUAUGUGAUCGGCCAAUUCAAACUCCGAUACCCGCAAGUACAUAGUAUGGGAGAUGCUGGGGAGGUGAUGUUCCAUCCCAUGGGCCUAGCUCGUUUUGGUAGGGAGUUUUUGGGCACGGCUCAGCUGCUUUUCCUUAUCUUCGUCAUGGGUAGUCAUAUAUUGACCUUUAGUGUCAUGAUGGAUACAAUCACAGAUCAUGGGACUUGCUCAAUUGUAUUUGGGAUCGUUGGCCUGAUCGUCUCGUUUAUAUUUGCCGUGCCUCGAACUCUUCGCAAGGUCUCCUGGUUCUCGUUUGCUUCCUUCGCAAGUAUCCUCGGCGCACUCUUGAUUACUAUAAUUGCCAUUACUAUCCAGCGCCCGGGUGAUGGCAAGAUAGAUGUGACUACAACAGUCAGUCUUUCAAAGGGCUUUCUAGCGGUCACAAAUAUCGUAUUUGCUUAUGCUGGCCAUGUGGCUUUCUUCGGCUUUAUUUCCGAGAUGGAGACUCCGACGGACUAUCCCAAAACGCUAUACCUACUUCAGAUGACCGAUACAAGUAUGUAUGUGAUAGCCGCUGUUGUUAUAUACAUCUACGGUGGGAAAGACGUGGCUUCACCCGCUCUAAGUUCGACAAAGCCGAUAACAGCAAAGCUUGCAUAUGGAAUUGCUAUUCCUACGAUUGUCGUGUCUGGUGUCAUCAACGGGCAUGUUGCGGCAAAAUAUAUCUAUGUCCGCCUUUUCCGGGGCACUGAUCACAUGAAGAAGCGCACAUUCUUCUCCAUCGGAUCCUGGAUUGGGAUCACUUUUGUGUUGUGGGUGAUAGCCUGGAUUAUUUCCGAGGCAAUCCCUGUGUUCAAUACUUUACUCAGUCUGAUCUUGGUUUACCUAUGGCCUGAGCGGUAUAUUCUGGUUGUUCCUGAACCGAGGCCAUCGCGAUUGGUGCUUGCUUGUGUGGCAUGGGUCUCUGGGUGUCUGGAGAUGCCGAAGAAUUUCCCGCCAUGGAGGAAGUGGGUGAUUACCAUAAUGCUAGCACUCAUGACAAUCUGUGUUACCUUCGGCUCGUCAGUCUUCAGCACAGCAACAAAACAAACAGCGAGAAAGUUCGGUGUCUCCCAAGACGUAAUGGUGUUAGGUGUCAGUUUGUUUGUGCUUGGCUUCGCCUUUGGCCCUAUUAUGUUCGGCCCCCUGUCUGAGCUGUACGGUCGGAAGCGUCCGCUGUUUCUGGGAAUGUUUGUCUUUGCAAUCUUCCAAAUCCCCGUCGCCGUAGCCCAGAACUUGCAGACUAUCUUCAUAUGUCGCUUUCUAGGGGGACUAUUUGCGAGUGCACCGCUUGCCAUUGUAUCCGGUAUCUUGGCCGAUAUGUUCGAGCCGGUAGAGAGGGGCAUUGCAAUGUCGAUCUUCGCCGCGGCAACCUUCAUCGGCCCGGUAGCAGGACCAAUCGUCGGCGGGUUCGUAACAAUAUCCUACCUGGGCUGGCGUUGGACUGAGUAUAUUACAGCUAUUUGGGCGUUUUCUAUGGCGGGAAUCGGGGUCCUAGUAAUCCCCGAGACCUUCGAGGGGACAUUACUCAAGCAACGCGCUAGACGACUGCGCACCAAAACCAAGAACUGGGCACUCCAUGCAAAGGCAGAAGAGAAGGUAGAACCGAUUCUUCUGCUUAUUACUGUUUACAUCGGCUUCAUCUAUGGGUUUCUGUAUCUAUGUUUCGUGGCCUAUCCGAUCACCUUCCAAGAACAGCGUGGCUGGAAUGAUGGCGUUGGGGCAUUACCGUUCGUCGCUGUCAUCUGUGGUAUCGUUAUCCCCAACGGAGAAUCCCGGCAAUUUCACAAAUACUGA